Oryza sativa Japonica Group (Japanese rice) is the source of this 3059-nucleotide messenger RNA. RefSeq names its product receptor-like serine/threonine-protein kinase SD1-8. Gene Ontology annotation, molecular function: protein serine/threonine kinase activity; ATP binding. The record is from RefSeq and is a predicted model, not a curated record. Lineage: Eukaryota; Viridiplantae; Streptophyta; Magnoliopsida; Poales; Poaceae. Gene Ontology annotation, biological process: recognition of pollen; protein phosphorylation.
UUCUGUUGUCAUCUGCUUUCGUAAUUGAAAGCAUAUAAACUAACGCUAGAUAGCCUGGAUUGCUACAUUCUGUUUUUGUCUGAACUGAGGUAGUACAUCAUAUAUCUCUUCCUUCUCCGUUGCAGCGUGACGUACAGUGAUUUUCUGCAGUUUAAUUUCCAAUAGAAAUCUUCAUCUUGCCGAAACAGAUUCACUAUUCUAUCCCCAAAGCAAAUUCUUGGCCAGGAAGAAGCUUCAUCGGUACUAUCUCUGAUCAACGUAGAAGCUUCAUCAGUAUCUCUGAUCAACGUAGAAGUUUGAUUAUGAUUAGUAUCUCUGAUCAAGCAACUAGUAUGCGAUUAUGAGCAUAUAUUUCUGAAUUUGGCUCACAUCUGAAUUUCAAGGAAAAAGGUUUUGAUGGAUCGGUCAGAUGCUUUAGCUUGCAUCACCAGUGUCCUCAUUCUCCUGGCGCCGCCAUGUGCAUCGGACGAUCGGCUUGUCCCCGGCAAGCCGCUCUCCCCUGGCGCUACCGUCGUCUCCGACGGCGGCGCCUUCGCCUUGGGCUUCUUCUCCCCCUCGAAUUCAACUCCGGAGAAGAUGUACCUCGGCAUAUGGUACAACGACAUCCCCCGGCGCACGGUGGUGUGGGUCGCCGACCGGGGAACUCCGGUCACAAACAGCAGUUCGUCUGCGCCGACGCUGUCGCUGACCAACUCCUCCAACCUCGUCUUGUCCGACGCAGAUGGCGGCGUUCGCUGGACGACCAACAUCACCGACGAUGCAGCGGGCGGCGGCUCCACGGCGGUGCUCCUGAACACCGGCAACCUCGUCGUCCGGUCACCGAACGGCACCACCCUGUGGCAGAGCUUCGAGCACCCGAGUGACUCGUUCCUGCCCGGCAUGAAGAUGCGGGUCAUGUACAGGACGCGCGCCGGCGAGCGCCUGGUGUCGUGGAAGGGCCCCGACGACCCGUCGCCGGGGAGCUUCUCGUUCGGCGGCGACCCGGGCACGUUCCUCCAGGUGUUCCUCUGGAACGGGACGCGCCCGGUUUCGAGGGACGGGCCAUGGACGGGCGACAUGGUGUCGAGCCAGUACCAGGCGAACACCAGCGACAUCAUCUACUCCGCCAUCGUCGACAACGACGACGAGAGAUACAUGACGUUCACCGUCUCCGACGGCUCGCCGCACACCAGGUACGUGCUGACCUACGCCGGCAAGUACCAGCUCCAGAGCUGGGACAACAGCUCGUCGGCGUGGGCGGUGCUCGGCGAGUGGCCGACCUGGGACUGCAACCGCUACGGCUACUGCGGCCCGUUCGGCUACUGCGACAACACGGCGAGGGCGCCCGCCGUCCCGACGUGCAAGUGCCUCGCCGGCUUCGAGCCGGCGAGCGCGGCGGAGUGGAGCAGCGGCAGGUUCUCGCGUGGUUGCCGGCGCACGGAGGCGGUGGAGUGCGGCGACCGUUUCUUGGCCGUGCCGGGGAUGAAGUCGCCGGACAAGUUCGUGCUCGUCCCGAACAGGACGCUCGACGCGUGCGCCGCCGAGUGCAGCAGCAACUGCUCGUGCGUGGCGUACGCGUACGCCAACCUGAGCAGCAGCGGGUCCAAGGGCGACAUGACGAGGUGCUUGGUGUGGUCAGGGGAGCUGGUUGAUACAGAGAAGGAAGGUGAAGGGCUAAGCAGCGACACGAUCUACCUCAGGCUUGCUGGUCUUGACCUUGACGCGGGUGGAAGGAAAAAGAGUAAUGCAAUCAAGAUAGUACUGCCAGUGUUAGGCUGUAUUCUGAUUGUCCUAUGCAUUUUCUUUGCAUGGUUAAAAAUCAAAGGCAGGAAAACAAACCAGGAAAAGCACAGAAAGCUAAUUUUUGAUGGCGAAGGAAGCACUGUCCAAGAUUUUGAACUCCCAUUUGUAAGAUUUGAGGACAUUGCUCUAGCAACCAACAAUUUCUCAGAAACAAAUAAGAUUGGGCAAGGAGGUUUCGGAAAAGUUUACAUGGCAAUGCUAGGUGGUCAAGAAGUUGCUAUUAAGCGGUUAAGUAAGGAUUCUCGACAAGGGACAAAGGAAUUCAGGAAUGAAGUUAUUCUUAUCGCGAAAUUGCAACACAGAAAUUUGGUUCGCCUUCUUGGCUGUUGUGUUGAGGGAGAUGAAAAACUGCUAAUAUAUGAGUACUUGCCUAACAAAGGCUUAGAUGCUACCCUUUUUGAUGGUUCAAGAAAAAUGAAACUAGACUGGACAACACGGUUUAAUAUAAUCAAAGGGGUGGCAAGGGGACUUCUUUAUCUGCACCAAGACUCUAGAUUGACCAUAAUUCACAGAGAUCUCAAAGCUGGCAAUGUUUUGCUAGAUGCUGAAAUGAAACCCAAGAUAGCAGAUUUUGGCAUGGCAAGGAUCUUUGGUGAUAAUCAACAGGAUGCAAAUACCCAGCGUGUUGUUGGAACAUAUGGCUACAUGGCUCCUGAGUAUGCAAUGGAAGGUAUCUUCUCUACUAAAUCAGAUGUCUACAGCUUUGGUGUGUUAUUGUUGGAAAUUGUGACUGGUAUAAGGAGAAGCUCCACUAGCAAUAUCAUGAACUUUCCAAACCUCAUAGUUUAUUCAUGGAACAUGUGGAAGGAAGGGAAAAGCAAGGAUUUGGUAGACUCAUCAAUUAUGGAUAGUUGCUUACUACAUGAAGUUUUGCUCUGCAUCCAUGUAGCAUUGUUAUGUGUUCAAGAAAGCCCAGAUGACAGGCCACUUAUGUCAUCUAUUGUGUUCACCCUGGAGAAUGGGAGUAGUGUUGCACUGCUCCCAGCCCCAAGUUGCCCUGGGCACUUUACACAAAGGAGUUCUGAGAUAGAGCAAAUGAAAGAUAAUACUCAGAACUCAAUGAAUACUUUUACGCUAACAAACAUAGAGGGAAGGUAAGAUAGUUCUUUGAGUUUAGAUGUAGCAGUCACUGUCCAAAGAAUAAUGCAGCCAGCUGAUGCAUGAUUUGUGGUUUGGAAGUCAAUUUGUUGGUAUCUUUUGCUAGUCCUUUUUUGGUCAAUCAGGUUAUCUGUAAUAUCGCAAAAAUCUAAAUAAAUCUAAACAACAUAUUAGAGAUA